UACAGGAGCGCGUUAGUCCAAUCAGCGCUGCCGUCAGGAGCGGAAGUAUGAUGGCGGCGGACGGAGACAGAAGCGAUGCGUGUGCUGGAAGUAAACAGGAGCAGCGCAGCAGCCAGAUCUCACAUCAUGGAGCACACCGGGAUGUAUUCAGAGACUGCGUUGGCUCUAUUAUCCAGUCCCUCGCUGAGUUUGGCGCUAAGUUAAAAGUGGGUGAUAAAGUGUUGAGCAUCAGUGCCAAUGUCAACAAUGUAACCCUCUCUGAACUUCAGCCAUCUCAGGUGUAUGCCUGUUUACAACAGCACAUCUCCAAACUACAGUUAGUCUCUGAAAAUCUGAAGCAAAUGGUAGAGUCUGAAGACCACUCCAACCCAGGCAGCAGUGACAGGAAAGAAACAGCAGAUACAUCUGAGCAGAUGGUGGUUGACGUAGAGCAUCCUACAUCUGACCACAGCAUUGUCCAUGAGGAUCGUAACAAGACUCAAAUCGAUGAUAAUGUGCAGAUAAAGGCUGCUAAAUCUGAGAUUGAACGAAGGAUAUCUGCAUUUAUAGAGCGCAAACAGCUGGAGAUCAAUGAAAACAAUGUGAGGGAGUUUUGCAACGUGAUCGACUGCAAUCAGGAGGACAGCUGUGCAAGAACUGAUGCAGUAUUUACACCAUAUCCUGGUUUCAAGAGUCAUGUCAAAGUGACGCGUGUUAUAAAUACAUAUGGACCUCAAACCAGAGGGACACACACUGAGCUGGCAGACCAGCAGCAGGGAUCCAUGAACAGAGACUGUGGAAACCCUGCCGUCGAGGAGAGGCUCCAGAACAUGGAAUCUCACCUUAAACUUCCACCAGCAGGUCCAGUUCCUCAAAGCAUUUAUAAGCGGCUAAAGAAACUUGAAGAUCGAAUUCUGGAGCUUGAGGGUCUUUCCCCAGAGUACUUCCACUCCACGAAUUACUCGCACAAACGACCUAAAGCCUCAGUGUCGCAGAGCUACAGUCUCGCUGAGCUGGAUGGGAAGAUCAGUGCCGUCAAAGCUGCCUUGAUGAAGAAAUCCAGCGAGUUCCAACCCACAGAUGCAGGGGAGUUUUCAUUCUGACACCUGGACUCUUGCAUUCAACGUUUUUUAUGCUUUCUCAUUAUGAGUUAAAUCUUCUGUUUUGGUCAUGUACAGAAAUGUGAUGAACAUGGAUUUCAGAGUAGAUUUGGGUUUUGUGUGUCGCUGAAUAUUUUAUAUUUGUAAAAUGUAUGUUUUUCCUUUGUCAUGUAUGUUUACAAUGUACAUCACUUAUGUAAAUAAAUUCAUGCAUUCAAAUUCA
Messenger RNA from Onychostoma macrolepis, 1302 nucleotides. RefSeq names its product MAP3K12 binding inhibitory protein 1 (gene mbip). NCBI's taxonomy places the organism in Eukaryota, Metazoa, Chordata, Actinopteri, Cypriniformes, Cyprinidae. The coding region runs from base 48 to 1082 and encodes 344 amino acids. The record is from RefSeq and is a predicted model, not a curated record. Gene Ontology annotation, cellular component: cytosol. The transcript has 9 exons.